AUGAGGUUAAGCAAUCGACUGCUUCGUCCUUAGCUGCACGGGCUUUCGCUAACGUCUCUCGCAGUGGAGGUGGGACCAUUGUUGAGAAGAAAGAGAUCCUAUCAGCGAACGGAACCACCGCGGCAAGAAGGUCAGGGGGGAAAUCGUUCGUUUUUUCGCCUUUCUGUUGGGCAACCUUGGGAUUGUUGGAGGCCAACGGAAAGCAAACGAGGCGCUAUCCUAAGCCGAUCACGGCGAUCGGGACGCAAGUACUGUCAUCUUCGACCCGUCUACGAAAGACGCCUUUCACUUGUCCAAGAACAAGGCCGCGACUUCUGCGCUGCUGCGCAUUCACCAUGGGUUCAGGACUGCCGAUUUUUGCGUCAACUCGAGAUGUUGAUCUGCUCUCCAGCUGCCUACGGAAGAGUGGACUCAGUCGUUCGCCAUCACGAGACUCUUCAAGUGUCCCUCCCCAAGUGUCACUUGCCAGUGUGGCGGUGUCUGUGUUUUCUGCUUCGGGCGAAGCAAGUGGCCACGAGAUGUGCAUUCGGUGCUUGCCGUCGCCAAGGAGAUCAGGAAGAGCGAAGUCAAAUGUUGUGACCUGCCGUGCAUCUUCAACCAAUCGGAAUCCGACUCGUCGCACGUCGAUCCCGGCCUCUCGGCAUCACCAGGAUGUCAGCAAUACGGUUGACUGGUCGUUGAAAUCCCCUCGUCAGACGAGUAAGACAGCUGACAGUGUUUGCUUCAGCUUGUCCAACAAUCUUCACAAGUCUCCGUCGGACUACGGACAAGAUCCUGAUCCUGAUCCUGGUUCCAGCUUAGGUCCAAGGAACGGGAAGGAACAUUGUAUGGACUCGCAGCAAGCUACAGAUGUCGAUUCCAUAGGAGUAGGCAGUAUUAACUCGUCCGCCGAGGGCGAAGGAAGACAAACUAGGCACAGUAUUCAUGGCGUGGGGAAAAAGUUUCCCCCUUGGGAUGACAGCAGUCCGUUUGUCGCCGAUCUUCUCUGCCUCAGCAAUGGACACGGUGAAGACGCCAUCGCUGUUUCUGUCCUUCGAGAGCUGCAGAUGCUUGCGGCUGCGCAAGGUGUAAACCUUCAGAUAGACGCUCUUCCAUUGGUAGGACUUGGUGAAGCUUAUGCGCAUGCAGGGUUCCGAAUCGUCGGGCCUGUGAAGCGGAUGCCAAGCGGAGGGUUCGUCUACAUGGAUAGGAAACAGCUUCUAGGAGAUUUCCAAGCCGGCUUGUUGGACCUCACAUGGUCUCAGUGGGAGUCGAUUAGACAAUGGGUGAAGGAGCACCCUCGAGGCCGCCUCCUAGCUGUCGGGGAUGUCUUUCCUCUUGCGAUGGCAUGGCUGGCAAGUCACAUGCAUCGACGGUGGACUUCCUCCGUUGAUUAUCCGGAUGAAAACGACGAAACGGAAGACAGGGGAAGGAAGAUGUGUUUUGGCUUUAUUGGGACGGCCAAAAGCGAGUUUUACAUUAGGAAGGCCAACGGGGAGCUGAUUCAGCCUUCGCCACGCGACUUUGUGGAGGCCUUGGUAUCGCCGUCUUGUGUUUAUCUUCCCUGGGAGCGAGCAUUGAUUGCCAGUGAGCUCUGUCAACUGGCAGUUCCCAGAGAUGGCCUGACAGCAAAAGUUCUGACGUCAGAGCUGGCAGCAAAUGCAAAGUAUAAAGUUGCAGAUCUGGGAAACCCAAUGAUGGACGGUCUAGAUGCAACCGGCUCGCUCGAUGUGACUCUGAAGGACCACUUGGUUGAGGGGGGCACCGCAGUCCUACUAGCCAUCAUUCCGGGAUCGCGGUUCCCGGAGGUGUUAGCGAACUGGGAUAUUCUCGUGGAAGCAGCCAGCAGUAUCGCGACAGCCCUCUACCGGUCCGCACGCGACCCUUCGGAUGUUGUAUUCUUGGCCCCGAUCGUCCCGUCCCUUCCGAUGGACGAGCUUUCCGGCAUUCUCCUGAAGAAAGGGUGGUCAUUGCAGAAAUCGCCGAGCAGACAUCGAGAACCUUGUAGGGACAAGGAGCCUUUUUCUGGGGAGCUGUCGACUGCAAACAAAAGUCCGCAGCACCUUCUUGGGAUAGCUGCUGGCGAAGGCGAUACUCGGCCAAUGGUCAGUGUUUUCGAGAAGAUUGUGAACGGAAGUGCUGGGAAGGAGAAGAAGUCCGAUGCUAUGAACAUCAAGAAGACGAGGAAAGUUAUCCUAAUGAUGGUGCGCGGAGCGUUCUCCGAUUGCAUCCAGAAGGUUCAUGGAGGUCUCUCAAUGGCUGGCACUGCGACGGAGCAGCUUGUCGGCCUUGGAAAGCCCGUGUUCACCCUCCCGGGGCCGGGGCCGCAGUUCACUUGGGCCUUUGCGGAAGCGCAGACGCGGCUGCUUGGCGAGUCCGUUCUUCUCUGCUCCACUGCUGACGAAAUGGCGGCAAAAGCCUGCCAGGUGCUUAAUGAUGACAAAGCACUUACAUCCAUGGCGAAGAACGGACGAGUUAGAAUGGGUACGCCCGGCGCAUCUGCAAGAAUUGCGGAGAGUAUCUUGUUUUCGCUCAUCCUACGACAUGUAUAAACAAUAUAUCGUCACAUAUUGAUCUGUUCUAUGGACUCUUGUGUGGCCUAGAGCACUGACAGGUACAGUACUCUAGGAGCAUUUUCCAGUGUACCUGGAAUUUUCCUGUACUGACCUGGAGCAUUUUCCAGUGUACCUGGAGUUUUCCAGUGUCCUGUUUUAUUUAUAUGUCAGAAGUGAGUGACAGACAAGAUUGGAGGAUCCAUAGUAGCACAGCCAGGUCAGUAAAUUCCAGGAGCAUUU
Chara braunii is the source of this 2774-nucleotide messenger RNA. The record is from the annotation of a GenBank genome assembly. Lineage: Eukaryota; Viridiplantae; Streptophyta; Charophyceae; Charales; Characeae.